AUGUGUUUGAGGGGGGUAGCGGCGGCAAAUUUACUUCUCAACAAAGACGUCUCCCGUCAAGGAGAGGAGUGUGCCCGAGAUAUGAAGCUCUUUGAAGACCACAAUUUCCUAGUGACGGUAGUGUUCGACGGUCGGCCGCCUCCGGUCAAGAGUGGGACAUCUCAACACCGACGAGAAAGGAGGAAGAAGAGUGCACAACAGGCGCGCGCCCUACACGACGCCGGUGGCUGUCCCGUGGAGAUCAACAAGUUGGCCAGCGCUGCUUGUGCUUUCAACGGUCGAGUUACCGCUGAGAUCGCAACGCGCUCGAGAGCCCUUAUCAGGGGGGAGGUUUACAUCGCCCCAGGCGAAGCGGAUCCACAGCUUGUAGUUUUCCAGGACAUCCAUCUCGCAACAGGGGCGAACGUGUACGUGUAUGCCAAUGACUCCGACUUAACAGUUCUUGGGGUACGGGAUCUUUUGGUGGAAGUGGUCAAGAACGCAACGACUUCGCGAAAUUCAAAAAUGUCGGACCAGUUACUGCCUGCAAGGCUAGCUUUCGUUGACACCGAAAGCGGUGUCUGGGCGGCAUCUUUGCAACCAUUCGAUGCGGUUGUGGGAGACCUGGCCUCAAGGCUGCUGGUGGAGUCCAGGGAGGAGGACACGCCUGCUGCGCGGCGUGAGUUUGAGAUCCGACUGCGCGCCUGCCACACCAUGGUUACACAGCCCGUGGUGUGGGACCCGCUGAGCGGCGAACUCCAACAUUUGUCCGGCGCGCCGACCAGGGAGGAAAUAACCCGCCAUACAGGGACGUUGGAGCUAUCCCCGCUGGCGUCCCGUGUGGCCCGGGGAGAUGUCUGUCCGCUGACCGGGCGCGAAUGGGACCCACCGCUGGGUACAGCACAAGCGAAGGGGCAGGCGGUAGGCGAGGAUGCUGGCAGGCAGAAGAAAAGGGCAACACCCGAGACGGCUAGCACUCGCCCCCCAAAUGCUAGCAGCAGGGCGUCUCGCGCUCGAGGUCCUCAAGACACAAACAACUACCGCGAGCACGGCUUCAGCAGACUCCCGGGGGAGACUGAAGAUUACACCAAGUGGACCGUGCCUAAGCUUCGCGAGUUUCUAAGCGUUUUUAGGUGUCUCGACACCGCCGGGACCAGUGGGUUCAAAAAAGCACUCCUUGCUCAGAUGGCUGGGGAUGUCGUCAGGCUGAUUAGGAGCUGCGGUGUGUUGGACACCAACUUGGCGUUUCGCCAUCCCGUUCCGGACCUCAGCUCUUUUGAGGAAAAGGAGGCCAGGCUAAUGCCGGAUCUUCCUGCGACAGGGCUGCGCAUAAAGGAGUGGUCCGCUAUGCGGCGGUAUCUCCCCGAGAUAUCGAAAGCCGUCAUCUCACGGUUCUUGGGAGAAGUGAACAAACUCGCCGGCGAGGGCUCGCGGCUCUGGUAUAGAUCGCUGCAGCGGGUGUUGGACAUGGGGAACCUCAGCAGGUUCUGGGCCGUUCCGGCAGCGGGGGGCAUUAUGUGGAUUGGGACUAGCGCGGGCGCCUCCUUCUCGGCCGACAAGGAGUACCGCGUCCGCAUCAAACUACGAGUGGAAGGAGUGGAUGAGAACGCACCCCCGACGGAGCAAGAGGAGAAGGAGGGGGAGGAAGAGGAGGAGGUCGUGGGCAAUGACCCGCGGUCGGCGCAAACCCUGGUAGCCCUGGAGGUCAUCGCGGCUCUCUGCGAAUGUCCUGCAGGCAUUAAGGGGGGGUGCUCCCACGCCGCUAUGGCGCUGUUUUUAGGUAGACUGCUCCAGAUGUCUGAAGAACAGCUAGCCACGUUCAAUCCUACCACGUGUACGGGAAUGGCAUGCCGCUGGAUAAUGCAGCAUGGCAAGGGUUCUUGA
Molecule: messenger RNA, 1863 nt
Organism: Ectocarpus siliculosus
Lineage: Eukaryota; Phaeophyceae; Ectocarpales; Ectocarpaceae
Source: the annotation of a GenBank genome assembly